CCUGUUAUUCUAUUGGGUUACUUUAAUCACAGUUGAUAACUUACACUUACAGGAAACACUGGAUGUAAACAUGUGAAGGCAGCGUUAUAUGAUGAAACAAAUGUAAUUUCAGUGCGGUGGGAUUCAGUAUUUAAGUUGAAAUACUAAUUCGGGGAUUCUGCAACAAUAGUAAUUGUUCGAGAUGGCUGUUUUAUACGUUCGUCAUUUCUCAAAAACAUCUGAAGGCCUGUAGAAUAUUUCCAAGUUUUUACGCUUGUAAAUAAAACGCGCGAAGUUUGUCUUAAUAGAGUUUCCGUACUGUUUUUGUCACGUGCGCUUUAUUUCCGGAAAAGUGUUGACAGCGUAGGCAUGUAUGGCAUUGGCACAGGUUCAUAAGAGAUUUCUCUACUUGUUAAUGCUUUAUUAUUGUGAUCAAGCUCAUUUGAAAGCAGAAGGAACCGUUAACUAAAGUGUUUUUGGAAGGUGUACAUGCAUUUGGCAUUGUCAAACUUAGCUGUCGAUUACGGUAUAGUUCUUUGUGUACCCGGGUGAUAUGCGGUCCUUGAGUUACGUUCAGCGUGUUAGUUUGGAUUUCACUGGAACCCUUUUUCCUCAUGCAAUUUGUAUUGGAGAUGCAGACAAUGACUCGCUUAAUGAAAUUAUUGUGGGUGACACCAGUGGAAAGCUGCAUGUAUACAAGAACGAUGACUCCAAACCUUAUAUGACUAGAACCUGCAGAGGCAUGCUCACCUGCGUUGGUGUUGGAGAUGUCUGCAAUAAAGGAAGGAACUUUGUAGUUGCAGUGGGGGCAGAGGGGUGGUUUCACCUGUUUGACCUAUCCGCUGUCGCUGCAGUCAAGUCAGACUCAUCCAGCCAGCAGGAGGCACUGUUCUCUGACGACCAGAAGCCCUUUUUCACUCAGCACAUACCUGCGAACACCAAAGUCAUCCUCAUAAGUGACAUAGAUGGUGAUGGGCGCAGUGAGCUGGUGGUGGGUUAUACAGACCGUGUGGUGAAAGCGUUCCGGUGGGAGGAGCCCACUGACUCUUUAGACCCGAGCUCUGGACAGCUGGUCCUGCUGAAGAAGUGGCUUCUGGAGGGGCAGGUGGACAGCCUGUCAGUAAACCCAGGCCCUGAGGGACUUCCUGAGCUCAUGGUGUCUCAGCCUGGCUGUGGCUACGCCAUCUUACUGUGCACCUGGACACACCAGGGCUCCUUCGAGGCCGGACCCGGGGAGGAGGCCCCACCCACUCCUGGCAGCGAGGGACCGUCCAGAGAUGUCGUUCUGCAUCUCACCACCGGGCGGAUUCACAACAAGAACGUCUCCACCCAUCUCAUCGGGAGCAUCAGCCGAGGCUCCAGAGGAGAACCCUCUAAAUGUGGCCUGUUUGCCCUCUGCACUCUGGAUGGCACCCUCAAACUGAUGGACAGCUCUGAGCAAUUGAUGUGGUCAGUCCAGGUGGAUCAUCAGCUGUUCGCUCUGCAGAAGCUGGAUGUCACUGGCGACGGCAGAGAGGAGGUAGUGGCGUGUGCCUGGGAUGGUCAGACCUACAUAAUAGACCACAACCGCAUGGUGGUCCGCUUUCAGUUUGAUGAGAAUGUCAAUGCUUUCUGUGCAGGUCAGUAUGCCUGUAAGGACGGCAAGAACAGCCCCUGUCUGGUGUAUGUUAGCUUCAACCACAAGAUCUUUGUGUACUGGAGGGUGGAACUGGAGCGCAUGGAGCCCACUCACCUCCUCCGGGUCCUGGAAGAGCGGCCGGAGUUCAAGGCCCGGCUGGAGCAACUGGGAGUGGAUGCUGAGGACACCAAGGCCACGAGAGAGCUGGUUGGGGAUAUACUGUAUGGACGCGCGCAAAGGAAAAGCAGCAGAUAAACGGAUCGGUCCCCCAAUGUCUCCUGAUGUCAGUGCUCUAGGUUUUCUCCUGAAUGUAAAUACUCUGUGAAUAAAAUGUUGAAUCACAUA
Molecule: messenger RNA, 1942 nt
Organism: Esox lucius (northern pike)
Lineage: Eukaryota; Metazoa; Chordata; Actinopteri; Esociformes; Esocidae
Gene: itfg2
Product: integrin alpha FG-GAP repeat containing 2
Exons: 11
Coding region: 533-1852 (439 amino acids)
Biological process (GO): regulation of TOR signaling
Cellular component (GO): KICSTOR complex
Molecular function (GO): protein binding
Source: RefSeq, a predicted model, not a curated record